CGGCGCCUCUGCCGUGAGGCGGGAAGAGCGUCGCGCAUCCGGUGACGUCUCCCGAGGGCGUCGGCAGGGUCGGCGGCGUCGGCAGCCGUGUCGGCGGCGUCCGGAGGAAAAUGGCGGAGUACUUGGCCUCCAUCUUCGGUACCGAGAAAGACAAAGUCAACUGUUCAUUUUAUUUCAAAAUUGGAGCCUGUCGUCAUGGAGACAGAUGUUCUCGGUUGCACAAUAAACCGACCUUUAGCCAGACCAUCUUGAUUCAAAACAUCUAUCGUAAUCCCCAAAACAGUGCACAGACGGCUGACGGCUCACACUGUGCCGUGAGUGACGUGGAGAUGCAGGAGCACUAUGACGAGUUCUUCGAGGAAGUCUUCACCGAGAUGGAAGAAAAGUAUGGAGAAGUCGAAGAGAUGAACGUCUGUGACAACCUGGGAGAUCACCUAGUGGGGAACGUGUAUGUCAAGUUUCGCCGUGAGGAGGAUGCAGAGAAGGCUGUGAUUGACUUGAAUAACCGUUGGUUCAACGGGCAGCCCAUUCACGCAGAGCUGUCCCCGGUGACAGACUUCAGGGAAGCCUGCUGCCGCCAGUAUGAAAUGGGAGAGUGCACUCGAGGAGGCUUCUGCAACUUCAUGCAUCUGAAGCCGAUCUCCAGAGAGCUGCGGCGGGAGCUGUACGGGCGCCGGCGUAAGAAGCAUAGAUCCAGGUCCAGAUCCCGGGAGCGGCGCUCUCGGUCCAGAGACCGUGGUCGUGGUGGUGGCGGAGGUGGUGGAGGUGGCGGAGGACGUGAGCGCGACAGGAGGCGGUCGAGAGAUCGGGAAAGAUCGGGACGAUUCUGAGCCGUGCUGUUUUUACCGUGUGUCUGCUAGACAGUGUUGUAGUUGAUUGACAAGCCAGUUCAUAAUGGGAUUUUUUUUAAAAAACAACAAAAAAAAACAAAGAUGGGUUUCUGAAUAAAAUUUGUAGUGAUACAGUA
Messenger RNA from Nannospalax galili (Upper Galilee mountains blind mole rat), 967 nucleotides. It is a transcript of the gene U2af1, whose product is annotated as U2 small nuclear RNA auxiliary factor 1. Gene Ontology annotation, molecular function: metal ion binding; pre-mRNA 3'-splice site binding. The record is from RefSeq and is a predicted model, not a curated record. Gene Ontology annotation, cellular component: spliceosomal complex; U2AF complex. Gene Ontology annotation, biological process: mRNA splicing, via spliceosome. Bases 111 to 830 code for a protein of 239 amino acids. Lineage: Eukaryota; Metazoa; Chordata; Mammalia; Rodentia; Spalacidae. The transcript is spliced from 8 exons.